Messenger RNA from Angiostrongylus costaricensis, 489 nucleotides. The record is from the annotation of a GenBank genome assembly. NCBI's taxonomy places the organism in Eukaryota, Metazoa, Nematoda, Chromadorea, Rhabditida, Metastrongylidae.
AUGACUUAUGCGGAGAUCGACCACAUUCUGACAAACAGAAGAUGGUGCCUACUUGACACAUCGGUAGUCCGGUUAUUCUGUACUGGUUCCGAUCACCACCUUCUUCGCGCGAAGGUUCGAUUCAACCGCAAGCUGGAAAAGAACUCUCUUCAUCGACCACGAGGAAAAAGUCUAGCUGUAUACGACGAGAACAUUCUGAACGAAGUCCUAUCCAAACGUGACUGGCAGAUUAAAGAAGACCUGACCGAAGACUACGAGCUGCUUGUCGAAGGACUGAAAAGCUCUGCCGAAUUCGCCUCAGUUCCUCAAGCAAGAAGAUCGGAUCGCAUCUCAAUUAUUACUAAGGAGUUGCUCGAAAAGAGAAGGAAACUGAAGCUUGAUCCUACUGCAACACGUUUAACAUGGCUGGAAAUAAAUGCCAGUUGCAGAAGAACUUUGCGGAAAGAUCUACAACGGUGCAAGCAGAGAAAAAUACUGGAAGCAGUCUGA